Molecule: messenger RNA, 874 nt
Organism: Phlebotomus argentipes
Lineage: Eukaryota; Metazoa; Arthropoda; Insecta; Diptera; Psychodidae
Exons: 2
Coding region: 272-691 (139 amino acids)
Source: RefSeq, a predicted model, not a curated record
AUUUAAAAAAAAUAUUUUGGACUUAUGAAUCGUGACUCUUAUAUAUAGACACAAAAUUACGACGAAAAAAUCUUUCGCAAUUUUUUCUUUUAUUAGUACAUUGUAUCUGAUAACAUUUGAGAUAAUUUACAAUUUCAAUUUGAUAACAAGUUCGAUUUUAUGGUACCCAAUCUCUAACAUGGAAGAGUUUCUCUCAAAAUAUCAGAUAAUAAAUGGGGUAUAUAACCCACUUUAAAGACUCUACAACCAGUUUAUUUUACAAUAUUCAACGAUGAAGUGUACAUACAUUGUGGUCCUCUUGCUAGUGGCCCUUACAAAGGGUGCUCUAAUAGACUUUGAAGUCUUUACUAUUGGCAAUCGAGAGGCUGGAGAGCAAUUACUGGGCUUUGUCACCAAUUCGUCCCAAUCCACAACCGAGGAAGAUUCUCAUAGUGUGACCUUAUUCUUGAACGCUCCACCUGGAUCACGAAUUACUUUCGUCCACAUGAAUAUAUUUCCGACUUGGCAUGUUAUAUCCCAUCCAACGGCUCUUCCUCCAGAUUCCGACAUUAUAGUUCACAAUUUUCUUACGACACAUUUGAGUGCAAAUGCCUACUAUUACGGCUUUCUUCCCGAGUCACCAGAAGCACAAGCCAUGGAAGAAUUACCCCGCAAUAAGGAUCGUAAAACAAUUUUGAACGACAAAUAUUGAUCGAGUUGUCAAGACAAUUAAACAAGUUAUAUUAUAAAACAGAAUCAAGGCAGCAUAAUCCUUUAUAAAGGCAAAAUGUUGUGAUAAAAAGCGCGAAAAGGUUUUAGAAGUAUGAGUAAUUUCAUUGAUUGGCAAAUUCAUCACUCUAUGUCACCAAAAAUAGGUGAUUGAGAUAAAAACUCA